Lithohypha guttulata is the source of this 4971-nucleotide messenger RNA. It is a transcript of the gene IQG1, whose product is annotated as iqgap-related protein. Lineage: Eukaryota; Fungi; Ascomycota; Eurotiomycetes; Chaetothyriales; Trichomeriaceae. Bases 1 to 4971 code for a protein of 1656 amino acids. Gene Ontology annotation, molecular function: GTPase activator activity; actin filament binding; calmodulin binding. The transcript has a single exon. The record is from RefSeq and is a predicted model, not a curated record. Gene Ontology annotation, biological process: regulation of GTPase activity; mitotic actomyosin contractile ring assembly actin filament organization. Gene Ontology annotation, cellular component: cell cortex.
AUGGCGCAAGCUGGUCCGACGGGGGCGGUGGGAAGGUUGAAGUCUUCCUUUGAGGAUGCGAUGCUUGCUCGGAAAGAUUCAACGGCCUCAACAAACUCAUCAGCUUACUCUGCCUAUUCGAAUGCUUCCAAUUCCUCGCGGCUCGAUGCCUCAAUUCGCAACAGCCCCGUCACUUCGGGAGUGUCCUCUGCCUAUAUCCAGCACCGCAAGACUAGUGGACACAAGAGAGGCAUCAGCGAGGCAAUCGAGAUAUAUCAAGCCCCGUCUCAGAUGGAUGAAGGUAGUAUAGAGAACAGCCCAGAUUAUGUCUAUCGCAGCAUGCGACAUUCCCUAAGACCAUUACCACAACCCCCAAAUACCUCAUCGUCUCCAACCUCGAGUCGCUAUCGAUCUCCACAGCACGUGCGAAAUAACACUGUCGACCACAUAACACCUCUUGAAUCCGAGAACCUAACACCUGGAUCAAAAUCACCACUCUCCUCUAUCGAACCUGAAGCCAAUUCUCCACGCCCUCACUUCCAUCAUUCCCAUGCGGCUCCGCACAAUUCAACAUUUCUCGCUCCCGAUUUGCAAGAACUGAAGAAGUCAUCGACCAGCCACUUGAAAGCCUUGUCUAAAUUCGCACAAACCAGCGAUAACGAUGAGUUCUCCCUAUCAACACCAGCACCUUCGGUCGUCGGCCUCCAUAAUCGAAGACAACUCAAACGCACAGAUUCUCCUCGCCAAGGUGCUAGGCAACGUAAUUAUGGGUUUGGCGAAAGGAAUUGGAUGGAUAAGCAGCGUCAGUUUCUUCAAGCCUAUGAAUAUCUCUGUCACAUUGGCGAAGCAAAAGAAUGGAUCGAAGACAUCAUACAUCAAUCUAUACCACCGAUUGUUGAGCUCGAGGAGGCCUUGCGAAACGGUGUGACUCUAGCUGAGAUCGUCCAGGCUUUUCACCCUGACCAGCGUCUGCGUAUCUUCUGUAACACAAAGCUACAGUUCAAGCACUCCGACAACAUCGUCUUGUUCUUCCGUUUUCUCGAAGAUGUCGGAUUGCCGGAGCUGUUCAGAUUCGAACUUAUCGAUCUAUACGAGAAAAAGAAUAUCCCCAAGGUCAUAUAUUGUAUUCACGCUCUGUCAUGGCUGCUCUACAGAAAAGGAAUGGUCGACUUUCGAAUUGGCAACCUGGUUGGUCAGCUCCAAUUUCAGGACCAUGAAUUAGAACAGACUCAACGUGGUCUCGAUAAAGCUGGUAUCAGUAUGCCCAGCUUCCACGGUAUGGGUGCAAGCUUCGGUGCUGAGCCUGAGCCGGAACCUAUCGAGACGGAAGAGGAAAGAAUUGAUCGCGAACUACACGAGAACGAAGCCGUCAUUGCAGAUUUACAGACUCAGAUGCGAGGCGCACUGGUUCGCAUGCGACUUGGUGACCUGAUGAGCGUCAUGUGGGAUCAUGAGCACAAGAUCGUUGAGCUUCAGGCCAUGAUACGAGGAGAUUGGACCAGACAGGUCUCUAACUACAGGCUCGAUAUGCAGCGCUUUGCCACCUCCCUGCAGGCCGCUACCCGAGGCUUUCUACGCAGACAGAAAGACGUAGCUAGACACCAAUUCUGGCAGUCGAAGCAAGACGAUGUGCUCAAGAUCCAGAGCUUGUAUCGUGCAAAUCGUGCUCGUAAGCAAGUUCACCAACUGAAAACAAUGGUAAGCCACCAUGAUCAAGGUGUUCGCAACAUCCAGUCUGCUAUGCGAGGCCUUCUGGCUAGAAAGACAGCUGCGCGGCAAGUCCAAGCUGUGCAACGAUCAGAAAGGAAGGUAGAAUCUCUUCAAUCCGGUAUUCGUGGUCUACUCAUCCGAAGACAAAUAGCCCACCAGCAUCAACAACUGUCACUUCUGGAACCGCAAGUAACUCGGUUGCAAGCAGCGAUUCGUGCAAUGUCUCAAAGAGACCAUAUUGCUCUACAUCUCGAACGUCUCCACAGUAUGUCUUCGAUAUGGACAGCCCUGCAGAGUGUCGUUCGAGCCCGACAGGUCCGGAUGAGUAUAAAAGCCACAAAGAAACAGCUUCUGAGCCAUUCGCACCAAUUUGUCAGGCUCCACACUCACAUCAGAGCUGGGUUUGCGAGAGAUGCUCAUCACGCCUUGCUGUCUGCUCUCACGGCAGAGGCAGCUUCCAUCGUCUCACUGCAGCACCACGUCCGCGCAUUUCUUGCACGACAACGACUUGCUGACCUGCACGCUCAGCUGCAGCUUCAGCAGCCUUCUAUCAAAAAGCUGCAAGCCGUUGUUCGAGGGCUGCUCUGCAGACACAGAAUUGGUCAGGAUCUGUCUGACCUCCAUUUGCAAGAAGAUUCCAUCACCUACAUUCAGGCAGCAAUUCGUGCCACUUUGUGCAGGGGUAGGGUUGGGGACUUACUAAGCGACCUUGAAGAACAAGAAGAUCCUGUUGUACUUUUGCAAGCAGUAAUUCGCGGAAGACGCAUCCGAGCACGGUUUGCUGAAAAGAAAAGAUUCUACAAGGAGAACAUGGAGAAAGUCGUGAAGAUUCAAAGCGUCAUUCGGGCUAAGAUACAAGGUCAAGCCUACAAAAAUCUUACAUCCGGUAAAAAUCCACCUGUUGGUACAUUGAAGGGCUUCGUGCACUUGCUCAACGACAGCGAUUUCGAUUUUGAAGAAGAAAUUGAGUUUGAAAGACUGCGCAAGACUGUGGUCCAACAUGUUCGACAAAACGAGCUUGCGGAUCAAUACAUUCAACAAUUGGACAUCAAGAUCGCCUUGCUUGUGAAGAACAAGAUCACUUUGGACGAGGUUGUCAAGCAUCAAAGACACUUCGGUGGUCAUGUUGGCUUGCUCCUACCGAACUCUGAUAUCUCAUCAAAAGAUCCAUCUGACCUGAAGGCUUUGAACAAAGCUUCAAGACGUAAGCUCGAGCAUUACCAAGAGCUCUUCUUCUUGCUUCAAACUCAACCUCAGUAUCUUUCUCGUUUAUUUAGAAGGAUACGGGAGCAGGCGACUUCUGAAAAAGACUGCGAGCGUAUCAAGCAUCUUGUCCUUGGUCUUUUCGGCUACUCACAGAAACGGCGAGAAGAGUACUAUCUGCUCAAGCUUAUUGUCCGAUCCAUGAGGGAGGAGAUCGACUACAUAUCUGACCUCGAAGAGUACUUGCGCAUGAGUGCAUUCUGCAACCGAGUCUUCUCCGCGUAUACAAAAUCUCCGCGCGACAGAAAGUUCCACCGUGACUUGCUGAGCGGGCUUGUAAAGAAGAAUUUCAUUGAUAACAAGAGUCUCGACCUCGAAGGUGAUCCGCUACAAAUAUACCUCUCAGCUAUUAGCAACGAGGAAUUGUGUACGGGCCAACGGAGCAGGAGGGAUCCCAACAUACCGCGUCAACAAGCAAUUAAGGAUCCUGAGACGAGACAAACCUUCAUCUCGCACAUGCAAGAUCUUCGCGAUAUCACAGAUCAAUUCUUCUUGAGUUUGGAGGACUUCCUGAACCGGAUACCUUUUGGUGUCAGAUAUGCCAUGCAACAAAUGCAUGAUGCACUAUGCAUCCGCUUCCCACAAGAGGACCCGUCGUUCGUUUUGCAGACAGUUGGUCAGUGGUUAUGGCGAAUGUAUCUGCAACCUGCUUUGCUUGAGCCCGAAAAAUCCGGCGUUGCAGAUAGGGCUAUGACACAGGAGCAGAAGAAGAACCUCGCAGUUGUGGCUAAAGUUCUCAAUCAAGCUUCGCUCGGACGAGAGUUUGGCAGUGACAAUGACUACCUACAGCCUCUCAACAAUUACAUCAGGGAAUCUUCCAAUCGACUUCUUACUAUGUGGCAACAUGUUGUGAAUAUAGCAUCAGCCGAAGAGCACUAUGACAUUGAUGAGUUCAAUGAUUUGUACGCCAAGCAGAAGCCGACGCUGUAUAUUAAGAUGGCCGACAUCUUUUCCAUCCAUCAGCUAGUCUCAUCAGAAAUUGCUUCCAUAUGUCCGAAUCCAGAUGAUGUGCUUCGAGAAUCUCUUCGCGAAUUGGGCAGUGUAAAAAGCAACGAGUCAGACUUGAUGAAUGUCAGCUCCGGAGAGAUUAUGCUGACACUAACCCCGAAAUACCUCGAUUCUCAGGAUCCUGAUUCUGACAUCAAAGCUCUCUUUACAGAGACAAAGAGAUGUGUCUUGUACAUUAUUCGUAUACAGGCAGGUACUAGUCUGUUGGACAUCCUGGUCAAGCCUGUAACCCUCGAGGACGAGCAGAAGUGGGAAGAUCUCGUCCGCGACGAGUUGAGUGCAACAAGCACCAAGAGGGGAGCGUAUGCUGAGCUCUCCAAUACACUCGACUUCACGACGUUGUCCUACCCCGAUCUGAAACGCAUAGCGCUGGAGAACGUACUGCAACUAGAAGCCAUAGGCCGGCUUAGUCGAUCUAAUCAAUUCCAAGACCUGCUCAAUGAGAUCGCCGUGGACAUCAGAACCAAACAUCGUCGACGAUUGCAGCGACAGCGAGAGCUGGAUAACGUGAAGACAACACUGCAAAGAUUGAAUGAACAGACUGUCUACCUCGAGCAACAACUCAAAACCUACAACGACUACAUUGAGCAAGCAAUGGUGACAUUACAAAACAAGAAGGGCAAGAAGCGUUUCCUCUUGCCUUUCACAAAGCAAUGGGACCAUGAGCGAGAGCUACAACGAUCUGGACGAUCCUUUAAAUUCGGUUCCUUCAAGUACUCCGCCAGAACUCUGGCUGACAAAGGUGUACUUGUGCAUUGGCGUGGUUAUACCGAACAGCAAUGGUUCCGUGUCGAUAUCACCAUUUCUUCGAAUGAAGUGGGUGUCUUCACUAUCGAAGGAUCUAGUGGUAAUAUGAUGUUACCUGGUGCCACAGCUCAAGUACCGCUGGACGAUCUGCUAGGCGCCCAGUUCGAGAACAAGCAGUUCUUGGAAUUCUUUGAGGGUCGAUCCCUCAGAGUCAACGUCAAUUUAUUCCUUCAUCUGAUCAUGAGAAAAUUCUACAACGAAUGA